AAGGUGGAUCUACCGUCGGUGAAGGUGCCCGCGGUGGCUCCGAUAGCCUUGCCAUUCCAACUGCCCGCACGCGGCAGGCCUUCCCUCGGCCUUGAAGUGUUCAGGGGGCACAAAGAGAUAAUUAGUGCAUGACUUUCAACUAAAACCGAGUGCUUGCCGUGAGUCAAGCCCUGUCGUCUGCGAUCACUUCUGCCAGUGUGACGACGGAGAUCAUGGUUUGCCUCAUAACGCUGGUCUGGUAGCCGAGGGGAAAUGACUGGAGGAGAUAGGUCUGCAAACUUCCUUUCACCCCUCGCGCUUCUCGAACGGCAUUCGGGACAGCUGAGCCAGGGUUCCUGCGAAGCUUCAGAUUCAUGUAGGCUUAUCUGGAACGUCAGCUCCGUCUGCAGAUUUGGAGAAGUUUGUAUUUACUUUGCAGCAUCAAGCCAGUGGCUGGAGGGUAUUCGAAAAUGGUACUACAAUGCUGCAGGGUUCAAUAAACUGGGGUUAAUGCGAGAUGAUACAAUACAUGAGAAUGAUGAUGUGAAAGAAGCCAUAAGAAGGCUACCUGAGAACCUUUAUAAUGACAGGAUGUUUCGCAUUAAGAGGGCACUGGACCUGACCAUGAGGCAUCAGAUCUUGCCUAAAGAGCAAUGGACAAAAUACGAGGAGGAUAAAUUCUACCUUGAACCGUAUCUGAAAGAAGUUAUUCGGGAAAGGAAAGAGAGAGAAGAAUGGGCAAAGAAGUAAUCAUGGAGUUGAAAACUGUCAUUGCAUCUGCCCUCAAGUAUUUUUAAGAAGUUGAAUAAAGCUGAAAUGUACAAUUUAGAACUAUCUGAGCUGCAAAUGUAUUGCUUUAAAUAAAUAUCUAUUAUGAUUACUAUUGGA
This is a messenger RNA of Mustela lutreola (European mink), 867 nucleotides long. Its product is annotated as cytochrome b-c1 complex subunit 7. The coding region runs from base 253 to 729 and encodes 158 amino acids. NCBI's taxonomy places the organism in Eukaryota, Metazoa, Chordata, Mammalia, Carnivora, Mustelidae. The record is from RefSeq and is a predicted model, not a curated record. The transcript has 4 exons. Gene Ontology annotation, biological process: mitochondrial electron transport, ubiquinol to cytochrome c.